Molecule: messenger RNA, 2520 nt
Organism: Sebastes umbrosus (honeycomb rockfish)
Lineage: Eukaryota; Metazoa; Chordata; Actinopteri; Perciformes; Sebastidae
Exons: 10
Coding region: 396-1805 (469 amino acids)
Source: RefSeq, a predicted model, not a curated record
CCUCCUCAUACUUCUCCAGUGCCUGCUGAGUGCAUCAGUGGGAGCAGCUAUAUGCGGCAGAAAGACUUGAAUCACUCAUGUGUUGAGGUGAAGUGCUCUCCAGCAAAGGAGCGCUCUGGCUUUGUCUGACGUCUCAACUCAACUUUUUAGGAAACUAUUCAUCCUUUACCAGCCGAAAUGGAAGAUUACAGACAUCGGAUUCCAACACGAACACCUGCAUGAGAAAGGGAGUCUUGAUACCUGGCAGCUUCAUGUGACGGUUCCACCACUGAGGGGUGUCUGAGCAGCUGGAGCGGAAACUGAACCUCUGAGGGAAAAGAUAAGAAUAUCUCACUUUUGCUUAGAUCAGGGAGGAGUAGCUUAUCUGAGCCGGAAAAAAGCAGAACUGAGGCAAUAUGUUUGUGAUGGGCCAUAAUCAGCUCCCGCCUCAACUAAAGAAGAUGAGACGGUUGGUAUACAUGAGUACUGUCAUCACCGUCCUCUCUCUCACCCUGCUGCUGUGGACAUACAGGCCCGACAGGACCUUCCAGUACUACAGAGCAGCCACUGAGCCUCAGAUCCCGGUGCAGUUAACAGUUGCAGGACAAAUAGUUCCUCGGAGACAAAAGUUGCCUUUCGUGGCGGUCAACGGGACAAAGACACUGCUGGUGGCAGCUUAUCAGGAGCACCGCACAGGGAAACAGGAGGUUCGUCUUAUUGCAGUGGUGCUGAGGAGCGAGACAGUUGCCUAUCGCUGCCUCCUCCGAUGUCAGGAGCAACUGCGCUUCUCUGAAGGUUUCAGCAGCAUCCACACGGAUCACUUUGGCUUUGCGUAUGGGACAGCAGACAUCAUGUGUCCUCUCCCCUCAGGCUGUGAGACCCCAUCUCAUAUCGCUGUGACCUCUGCUGCAGCCGACUUUGAAGAUACACCUGACAAAACGUUUUUGGAGGUGAAGAACCAGAAGGCACAGAGUGACUCCUUUCCUUACAACUUCACCGUCUGCUUCUCCGCCAUGUAUGAUUUCACCAACGUGCUGCAGCUGGUCCAGAGUUUGGAAAUGCUGCAGUUAUUGGGGGUGAACAGAGUUGUCAUCUAUAAGACCAGCAGCAGCCCUGAAACACAGCGCAUACUGGACUACUACACAUACAAAGGUUUAGUAGAGGUGAUUCCUUGGUCUAUGUCCAGAUUUCUGAACGUAUCUCGAAAUUGGCUGCCCUCUCUCGGUGAAGGUGACCUCCACUACUUUGGCCAGAUUCCUGCUCUCAAUGACUGUAUUUACAGAUACAUGUACCAAUCCAGAUAUGUGGCCCUGCAUGAUAUUGAUGAGCUCAUACUGCCCCAGUCAAUCAACAGUUGGUCAGAGCUGUUGCCUCUGCUGGAAAGGAAUUAUGGCGCUGACGGGUGUUACAAGUUUGUGAAUAAUGUGUUCCCCAACACUGUUGCGCUGCCACCACCCACCUCCCAAACCCUGCCCCCACAGAGCUGCUGCCCCGGCUGGCAGAAUGUGUCUGGGGUGAACAUCCUGGCUCACCUGUACCACGAACCCAUCACUGGAAAUCCUUCUUACAGCAACUACAAAAUCAUUGUCAACCCCCGAGCUGUGUUCUCUGCAACCGUCCACGGACUGCUGAGCUCACAGAAUGACUGCUACUGGGUUGAAAUGGAUAUAGCACGACUGUACCACACAAGCGGUCCGAAAACCAUGCUGACUCCAGACCAGCUGAUUUAUGAUGGACGACUGCUGAGCUACAGUGCCCACCUCAUACCAAAUGUCAAUACUGUGUUCAGAGAGAGUGGACUUCUACCAGAGGACACCAUACAGUAGCUCUAGUGCGUGUGUGUGUGCGUGUGUGUGCGUUCCUUGUGACAAACUAUCCUUGUGACAUUUUGUCUGGUGCUCACCUUUUCAAAGGUUGAUUUUCUGGUUCAGGAUCCCCUCUACGACGUUUUAAAACUUUGAAUACUGAUUUGCACCUUCAGCUGGUGAAUGUGAAAACAAACUGCACACGCAUUAUUCUGCACAGUGAAGCUCAAACAACCACGUGAAGGAACAAUAAGUAACCCACAUUUUUGAUUGGAGGGGGAAUUUAAGAUUAGAUUAAGGUUUAGUUUCAAGUUCAGCCUUUCAGCCUGAAUUCAGCUCAGGUUUUAUUCCCAUUAGUAAUAAUAAAUUGUACUCGUCACCAAGUUAAUUGAUGAGAUGUGGGAACACAGUGAUAUUGAUAUAGAAAUAAUUCAAAUGGGGUAAGAAACAAGCUGCCAGAUGAUUAGAAAAAAAACCCAGGUUAGUAUUUGGAAGAGAAAUCAAAGAUGAACAGUAAACUGUCAUAUGUAAACAUCCACCACUUACUGUAGCUGUGCACAGUUUUCCUGUGCAAUGAGGCGUUAUUACUGACAUUUCAAGUGUGGCCUCAAAAUACAAUGGUUUAGGUGUUUUGCUUAAACUGACCGCUUGUUUUCAACCUGUCUGAUCAUCUGGCUGCGAUUUGACUUUGUUUAACAAUGUUCGAAAUACGUGACAUCAUCUCCCCACUGUAGCA